Puntigrus tetrazona (Sumatra barb) is the source of this 5465-nucleotide messenger RNA. RefSeq names its product calcium channel, voltage dependent, alpha2/delta subunit 3 (gene cacna2d3). Bases 1607 to 4861 code for a protein of 1084 amino acids. The record is from RefSeq and is a predicted model, not a curated record. Gene Ontology annotation, cellular component: voltage-gated calcium channel complex. Lineage: Eukaryota; Metazoa; Chordata; Actinopteri; Cypriniformes; Cyprinidae. Gene Ontology annotation, molecular function: voltage-gated calcium channel activity. The transcript has 38 exons.
ACACGCUCACGCAGACGCACCUCAUCCUUUAUGUGCUUGUGGUAAUUAGACGAACCAAAAAAAAGAGAAUGAGAGAAUAGCAAUUAACUCUUGGAUGCCAUUGUUAAGCAUCGGGCUCAAGAGGUCAGCGCCGUAGCUGAGGCCCGGUCAUAAAUCUUAUUCACUUACUUUCUUUGAGCGCUAUCUGCUCUUUUAUGGAAUACAUCGAUGAGGAGCAGCUUAUGCUACUGAUUUAUUCAGUUGAACAGUGUGCAUUGUGCUGAUGAACAGUUCCCCCGAAAAUUAGAUGUUGCAAUUAGAUGAGUUUGUUUCUUCAUCGGAAAAGAUUUUCGCUUAUCAGCGGAUCCCUUGCAGCGAAUGGGUGCCGGCAGAAAGAGAGUCUAAACAGCUGAAUGAUAAAAACAUACAUAAAAGGCAACUUGGUUUCGCAUAUUUUAAAUUGAAGGGCUAUAGUUAUGUGUUUGACUCAUGGAUAGUCAUGAUGUUUUUAUCAGCUGCUUGGAUUCUCAUUCUGAAGGCACCCAUUCACUACAACGGAUCCAUUGGUGAAAAUAUGAUGUCAGUUUAAAUUUAUCCAUAUCCGUAAGAAACUAGCUCAUCUCCCGUACAUCUCGGAUGACCUGAGAGUGAGUACAAUUACAGAAACUGUUCGUUGUUGGGUUAACUAAGCCUUUAAUGCGCAUUUCAAUAAAAAUAAUCUAAAAUAUGCAGAAUCGUAUUUUAAAUAGGCAUACAUGUAGGACACCUGAUAAAAAAAAAACACUUGGAGGGCAGCCAUCAUGUAUAUUUUUCUAAUUGUGCAAGUUUUUAACUAUAGGUGUACAAAAACCUCUGAUAUCUGAAACAUAUUUGGAUUCAUAACAGUUUGUGACAACUGCAAAGCGUGACCUAAAGGGUUAUAACGUCCAACAUGCAGAAUCAUGCGCCGCUGCUAAAUAGGCUUUGACAAUUAGUCUCAUACCAAGAUGAAUAAUAAUAUGAAAUUUUAAUAUUAUCAUUUUGUAAAUACUGAAAACACAAGUGAUUAAUGUUAAAGUAAAAUGCGUAAUGUCGAAGCAGGCGCCCCAUCGCUGCUAGAUGCGCGUGGCCGAGGGAAAGUUUCGCAUCAGCUUCCCUCGUGCGCGCGCUCGCUCGGGGAAACCGCACUGGGUUUACACGCGAGCCUCACUGUCUAAAUGACUUUCCAGUCGCUUUCCCUCUCCCUAAACUUCUGCCUUCAGUGCGUGCACUGACCCGAAAGUGUCGUUCAUCAUAAUAUCAGCAGCGCCGCUACUGAGAGCGCGCGGGUUAAUCUGCUCAUAAUCAGCCCUGAGAAAAAGGCUGCGUGCGCGAAAUAAGCAUUUAGACCUGUUUUUUGUUCUGCAUACCCCUAACGCGGGAAUGAAAGCAAGGAUCGAUGUCAAAGAGGUCGCGGGGUGUGUGACAGCUGGGCGGAGAGACUGAAACUCCGGAGGCAGCACGCGCGCUGGGGCGGCAGAUGCGCGGCUGAAUCGGCGCUCGCUGCUGUUUUUUGUAACCGAGGGGAGAGAGACCGAGAGGAGGGGGACUUCUAAAGGGUUGCCCGAGCCGCCGGCUCCGUUGCAGCGCAAGAAAUUUUGGGGGAAGGAUGCAGCGGAACCGGAGAAUUCCUCCGAUGCGCCUCCUCUUGUGUGUGAUGAGCGCGUGCUGGACGGCGCUGGAGGUGCGGGGGUCCCAACCGGAGAUCCCCUUAUCAGUGGUGAAACUCUGGGCUUCAGCGUUCGGCGGUGAAAUAAAAUCAAUAGCUUCCAAAUACUCAGGAUCUCAGCUCUUACAAAAGAAAUACAAGGAAUAUGAGAAGUCGGUGCGAAUAGAAGAGAUCGACGGCGCAAAACUGGUGAAAAACGUGGCGCAGAAUAUGGAGGAAAUAUUUCGCAAAAAAGCGGAGGCCACACGAAGGCUCGUAGAAGCAGCGGAAGAAGCUCAUCUCCAGCACGAGGAGAACCCUGACCUACAGUACGAGUAUUUCAACGCAGUGCUUAUAAACGAGGUGGAUGAAGACGGGAACAGUGUGGAGCUGGGAGGAGAGUUUCUCCUGGAACCCAACGAUCAUUUUAAUAACCUAUCCGUCAACCUCAGCCUCAGUGUGGUGCAGGUGCCAACCAACAUGUACAAUAAAGACCCUGACAUAGUUAAUGGAGUCUAUUGGUCGGAAGCCUUGAACAAAGUUUUCGUGGAUAACUUCAAAAGGGACCCGACUCUUAUUUGGCAGUACUUUGGGAGCGCUAAAGGUUUUUUCCGACAAUACCCAGGUGUGAAAUGGCAUCCUGAUGAACAUGGUGUAAUUGCUUUUGACUGUAGGAACAGAAAAUGGUAUAUCCAGGCGGCCACUUCUCCUAAAGAUGUGGUGAUUCUGGUGGAUGUCAGCGGCAGUAUGAAGGGUUUAAGACUGACUAUAGCCAGACAGACGGUUGCUUCAAUACUGGACACGCUCGGGGAUGAUGACUUCUUCAACAUUAUCGCAUACAACCAAGAGAUUCAUUAUGUGGAGCCCUGUCUAAACGGCACUCUUGUUCAAGCUGACAGUACUAAUAAGGAUCACUUUAAAGAGCAUCUGGACAAGUUAUUCGCCAAAGGAAUCGGGCUCCUGGGCAAUGCACUGACUGAAGCUUUCACUAUCUUAAAUGAGAUUAAUCAGACCGGCCGAGGAAGUUCAUGUAGUCAGGCGAUCAUGCUGAUAACAGAUGGAGCCACUGAAAUGCACGAUGAUGUCUUCGCCAAAUAUAACUGGCCCGAGCGCAAGGUUCGUAUAUUCCCAUACUUGAUUGGCCGAGAAUCUGCGUUCGCUGAUAACCUAAAAUGGAUGGCGUGUGCCAAUAAAGGUUACUUUAGUCAGAUCUCCACACUUGCUGACGUUCAGGAGAACGUGAUGCGGUAUUUGCACGUGAUGAGCAGACCUAAAGUUAUCGAUCAUGAACAUGACACAGUGUGGACUGAAGCCUAUGUGGACAGCGCACUCGCACAGGCGCACAAGCAGCUUGGAGAGAAUAAAGGCCCAAACCCGAUGACCACAGUCGCCAUGCCUGUGUUUAGCACCAAGAAUGAAACGAAAAACCAAGGCAUCCUGCUGGGCGUUGUAGGCACUGACAUCCCCAUUCAGGAGUUAAUGAAAACCAUCCCGAAGCACAAGCUAGGAAUACAUGGAUAUGCAUUUGCCAUUACCAAUAACGGAUAUAUCCUGACGCAUCCCGACCUCAGGCCCCUGUACCAGGAGGGCCAGAAGAGGAAGAAACCCAGUUACAGCAGCGUGGACCUGUCCGAGGUGGAAUGGGAGGACACAGAGGAUGUUUUACGCACAGCGAUGGUGAACAGACGAACUGGCACUUUCUCCAUGGAAGUAAAAAGAACAGUGGACAAAGGGAAACGUGUCUUGACGAUGCACAAUGAUUAUUACUAUACUGAUAUCAAAGGAACUCCAUUUAGUGUAGGUGUGGCGCUCUCUCGAGGACAUGGGAAAUACUUCUUCAAGGGAAAUGUUUCGCUGGAAGCCGGUCUGCAUGAUCUAGAGCAACCCGAUGUGGCCCUCGCUGAUGAAUGGACAUACUGUAACACAGAUGAGCGUCACGAGCAUCGUCACCUGACUCAAGUUCAGGCCAUCAAACUCUACAUGACCAGCCGUAAACCACAUCUCAAAUGUGACAGAGAGCUGAUUCAGCAGGUUUUGUUUGAUGCUGUAGUAACGGCUCCCUUAGAAGCGUACUGGACGGGACUGGCCCUUAAUAAGUCUGAGAACUCUGAUAAAGGAGUUGAGAUCGCUUUUCUCGGUACUCGCACUGGCCUGUCCAGAACCAACCUGUUUGUGGUUCCUGAGCAGCUGACCAAUCAAGAUUUCCUCACCGCUGAAGACAAGGAGGGCGUCUUUAAUGCUGAUCACUUUCCUCUGUGGUAUAAAAGAGCUGCAGAGCAAGUGCCCGGCACUUUCGUGUACUCCAUUCCCUUCAGUUCAGGGGGAGAAAAUAAAAGUGUGGUUUUGGCGAGCACUGCUAUCCAACUUCUCGAUGACAGGAAGUCUCCUAUAGUGGCAGCUGUGGGAAUUCAAAUGAAGCUGGAAUUCUUUCAGAGAAAAUUCUGGACGGCCAGUCGACAGUGCAAUGCUCUGGAUGGGAAAUGUACCAUCAGCUGUGAUAAUGAGGACAUUAAAUGUUAUCUCAUAGACAACAAUGGCUUCAUCCUGGUCUCUGAAGACACUUCCCAGACAAACUUCUUCUUUGGGGAAGUAGAGGGAGCUGUCAUGAACAAACUGCUUCUGAUGGGCUCGUUUAAAAAGAUUAAUUUGUAUGACUAUCAGGCUCUCUGUAAAGAGUACGCAGGCAGCAGUGACAGCGCACGCACUCUGCUGGAUCCCUUCACCGCUGUGAAAUGGCUCUUGACAGAACUUGUCAUAUUUCUGCUGGAGUUUAACCUGUACAGCUGGUGGAACUACGACUCCACAGUCAAAGCCCAGAGAGCUCAGAGGACAAUGAUGGUGCCGUGUGAUACUGAAUACCCAGCUUUUGUUUCUGAGCGCACCAUCAAAGAAACCACAGGGAACAUUGACUGUGGUGGCUGUAUACGGACCUUUGUAAUUCAGCAGAUUCCCAGCAGUAACCUGUUCAUGGUAGUUGUUGAGAAUAAAUGCGACUGUAGCUCCGCCUCUCCAGUUACCAUGGAGCCCAUUGAGAUCAUUUAUAAUGAAUCCCUGAAGUGCGACCGACUAAAGUUUCAGAAGGAUCGCAGACGGCCACAGUCCUGUCACCCAUUUCAUCCAGAGGAAAACGCCAUGGAAUGUGGCUCAGCAAAUGCUUUGAAUUUUCCACUGGUAGCUAUUUUAUUCCCAGUGUUGUCGUUCCUGAUCAGCAGGUGACCUCUGACCCCUGCCUUGAUCCAUUAGGCUUAAUAUACACUCAAAUCAGAGAGCCUCGCUUCCGCCAAACAUGAGUUCAGAGAGACAAAAUCAUCUUUGUGAUAUCUGGAUUACUGAAGAUAGAUGAUAUUUAUUACCGUCAAAGACUGUGUUAGAAUGUGCUGAGUGUUUUCUUCUUAUAUGUGGACCAGUGAACAUGCCUGGAUAUCAGUGGCCGCCACGAGCCGUCACAGCUAAACGCAGUCCAUGUAGCUGUUCCUCAAGGUUCAUACACCUCAACUUUAGUCUUAAUACUGUGUGAAGCGCAGACAAAAAAAAACUGAGCAGAAAUGUCUUUUAUGUCGUUAUUAUUUGCCUGCCUUUCAGACUGAGUCAGCGUUUAAUUUGGAGUCUUAAGAUGCAUGACGAGACAAAAUAGGAGUAUUUCACAGAGCUGUUUGUGAGAAAAGCAUACAUUGACAUCAAAAGAUGAGAUGUGGAUUCUUCACAAACUUUGUAAGUUUUGCCUGCUUAAAAAAAGUACUUGGAAAAUAACUUUUAAUUGCCUAAUCCCUUUACAUCAAAGGAAAGCCAUGUUAUGUAAAUAAAAACAUAUUUUCCAUCA